This is a messenger RNA of Paramisgurnus dabryanus, 9002 nucleotides long. NCBI's taxonomy places the organism in Eukaryota, Metazoa, Chordata, Actinopteri, Cypriniformes, Cobitidae. The record is from RefSeq and is a predicted model, not a curated record.
GGGUCGCGCGUGCAUUGGUUCGUCCAAUCAGAGUGCUCGACACUGACUCAAGCGACUCUCCUCCACUGAGCAGAAUAACAUGCGCGCGGCAGAUGCUGAUGUUCAGAGCGAGUGAUCCUUAGUAAAUAAUAAACAUGAUCCGGAUCGCCGCUCUUAAUGCCGCGUCUCAGGCUGCGGAUGAGCAUGAAGAAGCCUUCAAAAGCACAAAACCAAGUCAAACUAAGGAAGCUCAGGAGGCAGAAGCUUUUGCCCUUUAUCAUAAAGCUCUUGACCUGCAGAAACAUGACAAGUUUGAUGAAUCUUCCAAAGCCUACCAUGAGCUUCUCAAGACCCCUCUGCUCAAAGAGGCAGUGGCAUCUGAAGAUGAGAAAGUUGGACUCAAGCAUCCUGGGCUGAUGUUAAAAUAUUCCACCUAUAAAAACUUGGCCAGCCUCGCUGUACUCCGAGAUGAUAUUGACACUGCCAUGGACCUUUAUGUGCAGGCCGUCAUGCUGGACUCUACAGAUGUGAAUAUGUGGUAUAAAAUGGGCAGGUUGGCUUUGAAAAAGGCGAGUAUGCCUUUGGCCCGUCAUGCUUUCGAGGUGGGCUUACGCUGUAACCCUGACCACUGGCCCUGUCUGGACAGCCUGAUCACAGUCCUCUAUGCCCUCAGUGACUACAGCUGUUGUCUGUACUACAUCUGCAAGGCUCUGGAGAAAGACACGGGUUACAGUAAGGGUCGUGUGCUAAAAGAGAAAAUCUUUGAGGAACAGCCCUGUCUCAGACGAGACUCAAUGAAGAUGUUUUCCAAACUUGAUGUGUCAGUGCUGUAUGGUGAUGUGGAUGAGGAUGAGGCUCACAGUAUUGUAGAGGAGGCGCUGGAGAUGAGGAGACAGAGACAGGCUAAACUAACACGCCACCCAGUAGCUGAUCUGCAACUGGUUCAGCCAAUCAAAUUCUUCACGUGGAAGAGUGUGGGUGAAAGUUUCCUAGCCAUGUACAAACACCAGAACGCUUGUCUGGUCCCACGGCCCGACUUCGGACGCAGAAUCGACCUGUCGAUGUACCGCGACCCGGACUGCCUCCUUCAGGUGUCCGUCACCACUCCAGCAGCCACAUUCGCCGUUUCUGUAGACCCUCCUCAGCCCCCCGUGCCAGUCGCUCUGCCUCAAGCCCCCUCUGCCCCUCCUCCUGUACCCAGCAGCCCAGCCACCAGUCUGCCCCCAUCCAUCGAGUUUCCCAUUCAGCCGCAGGACCAGCUCAGCACUUCUGUACCACAUAGCCAGAAUGUAGUCGAGGUGACCACCACAACUACAGUCACUGUUUCUGCUACCAAUGGAUCUGAGGAUGCUGUGGUUACCACGGUUACCUCCGCAGCUCUGGAUGCUGCCUUGAGUGACAAAGUAAAAAAAGGCACAAAGAGAAAACGCGUGGUGGAGGACAAUGUAGAGACGGCAAAGAGACGUUCGGCACGUGUCCGUAACACUAGAUCCAAGAAAGAAGAGAAGAUUGACUUCCAAGAAGUUCUCCUGAAAUUCCUUCCAUCCAGGCUAAGAAAGUUUGAAGAUGAUGAGGAUGAGGAGAGUCUCAGUAAUAUGGACACACAGUGUGAUGUCAAACCUGAUUCCCAGUUGAACCGUGGCACUGGUUCCGACGCUGAGUAUUUAAUUUCUAUGGAGUCGGAGCGUAAGGAAGUGCAUGCGUUCUUGCUGGCAAACAUGCAGAACGGUGGCAUCCUGGAGUUGAUGAUUCGCUAUCUGAAGGCAGUGGGACAGAAGUUUCUGGAAGAGUGGCCUGCAGGUCUCAGUGGAGUGGUGCUGGAUAUAUUCAACUGCUGGAGGAAACACAGCGCUGGACUGCCUAACCCACUUUUCAGAGACUCCAGCAAUCAGCACAUAAAGGAAAUGAUGCUGAUGAGUCUGUGCUGUCUGGAACUGCAGUUGGAGCAGAAGACCUUGAUGAAGAGCAAGAACAUUUCUCAAAGAAAGAUUGCGUCUGGGUCAGGAAGGGAUUGCGGGGAUGCGGAUAGUUCGGAGGACCGCUUUCAAUCGGACUUAUUCCUCCUGACCAUGGCUUCUUCUCAGAGAGAUCUGUUUGAAAACGACUGGAUCUCUUUUGCUGUCAGAGUUCACUGGCUCAAAGCAAGACAUCUCGCCUUUCAGGGUGACAUGGAGGAGGCCCUCGAGUGUUACGACAUGUGUGUCGGUCUGCUGAAAGGUCAAAGCAGUGAGACAGAAAAACUCAACAUCAUGUUGCCCAACCUCAGCAUGGAUGCUGCCAUAUCUUUAGAGGAGAUUGAGAAGAAGUUGAAGUCUCUAGAGCGAUGUCAGUCUCUAGAGGAGAUCCAGAGACUGUUUAACAGCGGAGAUUAUCAGUCUGUGAUCCGUUUACUGCAGCCAACGCUGAGCUUUGGUCCCAGCUCGGCACGAAACAAACCAUUAGAUUACAUCAGCUCUGCUCCUGAGAGACCGGCCCAGCUGUUACUGUUACAGAGUUCCCUGCUACGGCUUAAAGACUACAGCCUUUGCCUGGAAACGUCUGAAGUGUCUCUCAAUGAGGCUUUGCAGCACCUGAACUCCCCAUUACCCAGCAGCCCCUCUACUAAGGAGGAGUGGGUAACCACCAUCACAGCCUUGCUGAAGGGCAUCGAAAGCUGCAUCGCCGACAAACCCGAGCUGCUCAGCAACACCCCGCGCUCCACACACCUGCCGCGUCUCGCCAACAACCUCAUACAGUUGAUAGCCAGCAGUAUGAUAUUACCUGAUGACCCCAAAGAGGCGCAUUUCUCCUCCCUGUUGCCAUGGAUUCUGUUGUACCAUCUCAUCAAACAGGAAGAGGCAGCGUUUGACUGCAUGCUGCGGCAGCACGUUGCAGAUGAGGACGAUGAAGAAGAUGAUACUCCAUUGCUGCCCUCGUCUCUCAUGCUAUUAAACACGGCGCAUGAAUACCUGGGCCGUCGCUCCUGGUGCUGCAAUUCUGAUGGAACUGUGCUUAAAUUUUUUGUAAGUGUAUUACAGAAAAAGCUUUCAGGACAUGAGAAACUGCCAUAUAAAGAAGAUCUGGAGACGGCGCUAGAGCAGUGUUUCUACUGUCUGUAUGCGUAUCCCAGCAAAAAGAGCAAAGCCCGAUACCUUGAGGAACAUUCUGCCCCACAGGUGGAGCUGCAUUGGAGUGAUGCCGUCUCUAUGUUUGAGUACUUCAAACCCAAGACGCUGCCAGAGUUUGACAGCUAUAAGACCAGCACUGUCUCAGCAGAUCUCGCCAACCUGCUAAGAAGACUUUCUGGAAUAAUCCCACGCAACGACGGCCCUGUACUUUCUGUCGAUGAUGUGUCGGCCUACAUAGAGGGAGGAGCCGUCAAGGUCCCGGCGCUCCCAGAUGGAGUUCCCCCAGCGCCCCCUGUGGUUAAUGAGCUGUACUAUCUGCUAGCGGACUACCACUUUAAAAACAAAGAGCAGUCGAAAGCCAUCAAGUUCUACAUGCACGACAUCUGCGUGUGCCCCAACAGGUUCGACUCGUGGGCAGGUAUGGCUCUGGCACGAGCCAGUCGUAUCCAAGACAAGCUGAACUCCAAUGAGCUCAGGAGUGAUGGGCCCAUUUGGAAAAACUCCCUGGCGGUGUUGACCUGUUUCAAACGGGCUCUAGAGAUAGACGGCUCUAACCUGUCCCUUUGGAUCGAAUAUGGCACCAUGUCCUAUGCCUUGCACUCGUUUGCUUCCAGACAACUGAAACAGUGGAAACUUGAACUUCCCGUUGACUUGACUAAACAGAUGGAGGAGCGCAGGGACUCGAUGUUGGAGACGGCGUCUCAGUGUUUCCAGAGCGCAUCUAGCUGUGACGGCGAUGAAGAAGAGUGGCUCAUACAUUACAUGCUAGGAAAGAUCGCAGAGAAGCGCAAACAGCCACCCAAAGACUACCUGCUGCUGUUCAAACAGUCUGCACAUUACCUGCAUGAGGAAGCGGCCCGAUACCCGCGCAAAAUCCACUACCACAACCCGCCUGACCUUGCAAUGGAGGCCCUAGAGCUGUUUUUUCGCCUAAGUGCCACCAUUCUGAAAUUGUUGGAGAAUGAGGAAGAUGAAGGUGAGCACGUUCUGGAUUAUGAAAUGUUCUUCAACAUGCUCGCCGAAGCUGCCGUUGGACCUUUUGCACGUGGGGAGGAGAAGAACACGCCAAAAACCAGCAGCGACAAGGAAAAGCUUCCCUCUGUGAAUGAUGAAGACUCGCGUUCCUCCUCGGCCGGUGUUAGCAGCUGUCCGGCACCGCUGAUGACCUCAUCCGUGACGUCGGUGGCGACCGCGGCGAAUCCUUUGUCGGGCUGCGGUGCGGCAGGUGCGAGUUCUCCCCCGUAUGCGGUCACUCCGGUCGACCAUGAUUACAUCAAACGUAAAAGCCUGAAGCAGAGGCACAGGCGGGGGCAGGAGCACCAGCAGCAGGACGCUAACUUCUCACAUGACCAUGACUACUGCGUGUGUCGCUCUGCUUUGCAGCCAGGAUAUGUGUAUGAGCAAAGUCAGGACAGCGUCGCUUUCAUGUCAGACUCCAGCUCCUUGCAGGAUGUCUUUAUGGACCCCACCAGCUCACAGGACAGCAGCCACAAGGUGAAUUCUGGGAAAUGUCUUUUUCCAGAAGAGUCAAGUACCACUGGAAAAGAGAAACGGGCAGCAGCAGAAGAUGCAGGCAUCACUGAAGACAAGAAUAUGGAUAUCAGCUCUGCCACAGUCUCUCAAGAGUCUUCUGACACCACUUUAUCCAUCACCUCUCCCGAAGCUUCUGUACCCAAAACUCCUACCGCAGACACACCCACCCAAACAUUACCACAGCACACUACCACACCACACAAAACUCACCCCCUGACAGGGCCAUCCAGUGAGGGGAAACGAAGACCAGAGCCCCCUCCUCCUCUGGAGGUGAUUGAGAUACCCAAAUGUCUGCCAACGGGGCGAGCGGAGCAGAAGAAAACACUGGUGGACGUUUGUGUGAGGUCUCUCUUCCUGUGUCUGAGUCGCUUCCCACAGCACUACAAAAGCCUGUACCGUCUGGCCAAACUGUAUGCCUACAGCAAGACACACAAGAACCUGCAAUGGGCACGAGAUGUGUUGCUAGGGAGCAGUGUCUCAUGGCAACAGCUGAAGCACAUGCCGGCACAAGGACUUUUCUGCGAGAGGAAUAAGACCAAUCUGUUCAAUGGCAUCUGGCGGAUUCCAGUAGAUGAGAUCGAUCGUCCUGGUAGUUUUGCAUCUCAUAUGAACAGAUCCAUCGUGCUGUUGCUGGAUGUCCUGUUUCAAUUGAAAGACCAUCACACAUUAUUCAAGAUCUCCCUUAUGCUUCAGAGAACCCCUGACCAGGGAAAGAAGUACUUGCGAGAUGUGGACCGACAAGGUUUGGCCAAGCGUGCAUUUUUCUUUACUGUAAAAGUGUUGGAAGACAAUCUGGAUAAACUCACAGGGGUAAGUGAUCCCCUUAAACCAUCAACCUCCUCUAUGGGUGAGAUGACUACAUCUGAUGUGUCCAACCGGCCUCCUGCUGUGGAGGACCCCAAAUGCUCCCACACCACCCAGUCUAAACCAGGGCUCGCCGAAACCCCUACUAUCACCGAAAGCGUUACUGCACCUCUUCCCGCCAUGCCACUGCCCCAUCAAGCACCACUCCAGCUUUCAUUGCAACCUUUAACUCAGACUCAGGUGACAGGGACGUCCACUCACCCCAGAGAAGGCACUUCUGGGCACGGAGAGCCUAUGGAACUUGGCCUGGGAACGUGGCCAAGUGGCUCAAAAAUUAGAGACCCUCAAACUCCUACUGAUGGUGUCCCGCAAGAGCGGAGGAUUGUAAAAUCAACAUCGGAGGAGGCAGGCAAGAUUCCAGAAAGCAGCCGGGCAUCGGAGCUGUCGCUGGAGGAGUUGAGCAUUAGCUCAAAACAGCAACAGCUCCAGAAUCAGGCGAAUGCUGUGAAAGGGAUGCUGACAACGCCCACCACGCCAGUGCAAGGCAUCCCAAUGCCACUGUCCAGCACCCCUGAGCUGGGGUUACCACAGCGGCCCAGCAGGAAACGGAAGCUGCUGGAUGACAAGGAGUCAGGCAAGACGCUCCUUUUGGAUGCAUAUCGCGUGUGGCAGCAAGGACAGAAGGGAAUGACCUAUGACCUGAAGCGCAUUGAGAAGAUCAUGUCCGAGACGUACAUGCUGAUUAAACAGGUGGAUGAGGAUGUAGCAUUGGAUCAAGCUGUGAAGUUCUGCCAGAUUCAAAUGGCAACAUCGGCACAAAGACAGAGUUCUAGUGAUGCACCCACCACGCCAAAGUUUAGUAAAGACCAGCGAGAUAUCUUCUUCCCGGCAUCGUUCUCAACACCGUGCCUUCACACGUACUCCGUAUCAAACCAGGACGGGGAGGCCAAGCUGAGCAAGACCCCUCGGCCACUUCUCACACAGACACAGACCCACAGCACUCCGACACAAGUCCACUGCCCGCCCACCAGCCAACCCGACCAAUCACAGCAGCGGAAGACACCCAGCCAGCCGAUAGCAAGCAUGGCGUUCUUGCCCCACACAGCAGAAGAGAGAGAAGAGCCGGUUACAGAGGGUCUGCUGUACCGCCAGCAGGAGUCUCACCUGUGUCAGCAGAUGAAGAUGGCAGCUGUCUCUCAGAUUCACAGUACGCAGGAGUGGGCCGUUCUUGAGCCUCCGUCCUGCUCAACCCAAAACAGCACAGAAAGUUCAGAUCAGUCCAAGCAGGGUGAUGCCAGUCGUAUCCGCUCCAGAAUUCCACCCAACAUGCCCAAGCUGGUCAUCCCCUCAACCGUCACUAAAUUCCCUCCAGAGAUAACGGUCACGCCCCCCACGCCCACCCUACUCUCCCCGAAAGGUAGCAUUUCUGAGGAGACCAAACAGAAACUGAAGAAUGUGAUUUUGUCCUCUCAGUCGGCAGCUAAUGUGAAGAAAGACACUCUCGCUCAACCUGCUUUGGAAGUGCAAGAAACUUCCAGUCAGGAAUCUUCUCUGGAAAGUGAAUCGGAUGAGGAAGACGACUACAUGGACAUUUGAACUCUAAUCCGCUGCGGAGCUCACCUUUCUUCUUCGUGUAGCCGCAGCUAUCCAAUGCCGUUUUCGCUGCUGAAUGCACGUUUUCAGCAAAAGGGCUUUUUCCUACCCCGGCACUUGUGUCUUUUGUGUUUUGCUCCUCUGCUGCUAAAAGCAUGGAUUGAGUUUGUGUUGUUCCGUUGUGUACGAUCCUGUAAAAAGUGCCAUUUUUACUGCAGUGACACUCGAGGUAAACCCCGACAACAAGUGGGUUUCUUAGCGCCACAUCUAUUACAGUCGUUUGAAAAUCUUGUACUGAAGCAUAAAUGAUGUUUAAUGCAAUUUACUCGCUAAGAGUUUUCGGGGCAUUCAAUUUUUGCAAAACAUUACAAAGUUGUUUACAGAUUUAAUAGGAAAUCUAUUUCGCUUGACAUUUCGGUCAGCGCCGUUGUGUAAAAUAAACAGGAUUCAUAUCAUUCGUUUUAGUGCCAUUGCAAUCUAACCAUAAAACUUUUUUUGGGAUGUCAGCAUGCAAAUGUUUUUUUUUACAACCACGUGGACACGUAAGUCUAUUUUUCUGCAGAUGUGUAAACGUGUGACGUUUUCAGAGCUGUGCUGCCUCCAUGUAUAGCACGUCUGGGGCAUUUGUGUUACUGACCAUUCUCUACCAGAUACGAAGAUCCUUCUCAACAUAUUUUUGAAGAUUUCCAUUUAUUUUUUGAUUGUUAUUAUUAUUAUUAUUAUUGAUUGCUGUUGGUUGUUAAAACAAAUAUCAAAGACCUGAUUUUGGGGUUCUUAGUGAAGCCACUAAGCUUUCCAGUGCAAACUUGUAGUCUUGUUGUAUUUGUAUUCCUGUUAAUGUCUUACAUAUUUGUCCUACACUCUAAAAAAUACUUGGAUCAAAAGCGUUGGAUCAAAAAGGGACGAGCCUUGCGAUCGGGUUUGGGUUAAAACAGCACAGCAUUUUGGGUUGAAACAACCUAGCAUAGGUUGAAUUACAGCGCAGUUGGCUGAAUUUGUCUCUUUUUGACCCAGUGCUGGGUUUAAAAUAGGCCAGCAUUUUUUAAGAGUGUAAAUAUUCAUUACGUUUCAAUUUGAGGAGGGGAACGCAUGUUAGCCGUGCAACCAGCACUGAAAAUGUGUAACUUAUUCAUUUCACACUUCAAAUAUGAAUGUGAUCCCACAAAGAACCAUUGCAAUUUUUUUUUUUGAAUCGGUUUAGACUCUGUUGGAAUGUGCACUCAUUUAACCUAUGCUAGGUUGAUUCAAGCCAAAAUAUUUGGUUGUUUUAACCUUUUGUUGGGGCAAAUAUGAGCAUUUUCUGGGUUUGUCCUUUUGUGGCACAAUGCUUGGUUAAAAAUAAACCCAGUUUUUUUUUAUGGAAAGUUGAAAGGACCCACACAUGGUGCUGAAAUAUGUCCUAGUUUCUUAUUUUAUCUACGAACAGUUGACCAUUAAAAAGUGCCCAGAUCGUAUGUUAUCUUGAUUUAGUUUAAAACAAUAAGCACUGAUUUAUAUUGAGAGCAUUAAAUCAAAUUCAGAUGUCAUUCGCUGAAGGUCCUGGUAGCGUUUCUCUGACAGAUGAGUUUUUUCGGAGAAGGUUAAUCAUUUCUAACAUAAAGAAAAUUUAGACGGAAGAAUGUUUUUACCGAAUGUUUUCUACUUUAGAUGGAUGGAUAAAUAGCCACCAGUAUUUUUUUGAGUGCAGAAUUUUUCAAGAUAAGAAGUGUUUAGAUGCAAUGAGCGUGGCUGACCAAACUACCUGUAAAGAGAAAGAGAUGUUUCUAUUUUUCCUCUUUGUAAAAUAUUGUUUUGUUUCUUGCUGUUUUGUAUGCUGUCUCUAUGCUUGUUAUGAAUGUAACAUAGCAGAAGUGGAUAUUUCGCUCCAAGCUCUUUGGAGUUGUUACUGCGCUCAGGCUUUUUUUCUGAGAAGGAUGAGAUUUCCGAAUUUCUGACUUGCUGCAUUGAUAUCACAAAACCAAAAAUACACUUCAACUUUUUACCUGA